CAAAGAAAAACACUAAAGUGAUAAACUGAGCCGAGGAGACUUUACAAGACCAUUUAAAAGUGUACUGACAGCAUCUGUACAUUGCAAUUUCUAGUUUAACUUAAGCUUUGCGAGGACUAAUAGACAGUGAUGAUGGAUCUUGAGAGUCAGCUUCUUGAAGAAGGAGGAUUGCUGCCCUCACCCCAGGUGACCGUGUCGUGGAGGAAGUCCGGCGUCUGGCGGGUGUGUGGGGUCCUGCUGGCUGUGGCCCUGUGUGCCGCCGCGGCUGUCUGCUUCACGCUCAACAAGUCUCAGAACAAUCAGGAAGGAGGACAUGCGCUGAGGCUCACAUUAAGAGAUCAUCUUUCAAAACAAAAAGUCACUUCCAAGGCUGCCAUCCAUUUAACAGGUGCAUAUGAACCUAAAGUGUCCAAAGACACCCUGGACUGGAAAAAGGACCAGGACCAGGCUUUCACUUCAGGCGGCUUGGAAUUAGUGGAAAGGGAGAUCAUCAUUCCUACUGAUGGCAUUUACUUCGUCUACAGUCAGGUGUCUUUCCACAUCAAUUGCAAGACUGACAUUCCUGAGGACCAUGAUGUUGUGCAAAUGAGCCACACAGUGUUGCGCUACUCUGAUUCCUAUAGCAGCUACAAGCCACUUUUCAGCGCAAUCCGCUCCGCCUGCGUGCAGGCGACAGACUCUGACGAUCUGUGGUACAACACGAUUUAUCUCGGUGCGGCCUUCAGCCUGCGAGCCGAAGACAGGCUGCGCACCUAUACGACGAAAGCACUCCUGCCUCGCGUCGAAAGCGGCAACGGAAAGACCUUCUUUGGGGUGUUUGCUCUAUGAUAUAUGCUCUAAAAAUCCUUCAAAAUAGGGCACAAUAU
This is a messenger RNA of Carassius carassius (crucian carp), 866 nucleotides long. Its product is annotated as tumor necrosis factor-like. Lineage: Eukaryota; Metazoa; Chordata; Actinopteri; Cypriniformes; Cyprinidae. Gene Ontology annotation, biological process: immune response. The transcript is spliced from 4 exons. The record is from RefSeq and is a predicted model, not a curated record. The coding region runs from base 130 to 828 and encodes 232 amino acids. Gene Ontology annotation, cellular component: membrane. Gene Ontology annotation, molecular function: tumor necrosis factor receptor binding.